CUUUUUAAUAUCUUUAAAUAUGUGAACUGUAUGAAAUUACACACAUACUUAAAAUUCUUAGCAAGUUUAAAGGAACCAGAAUACGUGAAAAUAAAUCUAGUCUGUAAAAAAUGUAGGAUGAGAGAACUCAGAGACCCUCAUUAGAUUGUCCCACCCACAUUUUAAAUGCUUCCUAAGCCUAUAAAAACCCAUAGUUAUCAGCAAGUAGAAAUGAAAAAAACAUUCCACAAUGAGAAUAAAUGUUGAAAAGUUACUGAAAUGCAGAAUAAAAAUCAGAGAGAGAGAGAGAGAGAGAGAGAGGUAACAUGCUCCACAUAGAGCAGGACAACACCCACGUGGCAGGAAAUGCCCUUUGUAUAUUCUGUGAUAACCAAUCAGAAGCAUUAGAUGGUCUGAGCAUCUUCAACACGUCACCACCUUCACUCUCUGAAAUACAAACAAGCUUCCUCAUAAAGUCAGUGUGUCAUGAUGAUCGUGUUCUGCGUUACACUGCUUCUCCUUCAUCAAGGAUAUGCUCUGGUUCCAGUGACCACAGUUCAACUUGGUGAAUCUGUGACCUUCACAUGUGUUCUGCCUUUAGAUGAGGGGGGUGGUAAACGUCUUUACUGGUACAAGCAGAGUGUCGGAGAUGAUCUGAAAUUAAUUGUAACAUUUAUGAAACAUUCAACUCCUGUGUAUGGACCAGAGUUUUCUGACUCUAGAUGGGAUCUAAAAGUUGAGAAGAAUAUUAGUAGACUGAUCAUUUUGAAAGCAACUGAAGAGGACGAGGGAAUGUAUCACUGUGCAGUCAUAGACUGGAAUGAGACCUUUUGGAAUGGAACCUAUUUGUCAUUAAAAGGAAUCAGUCAGAGGACAUGGAACUACACUGUUGUUCAGCAGCCGACAGCCUCUGAUCCAGUCCGUCCAGGAGACUUGAAGACUCUCCAGUGUUCAGUCCUCUCUGACUCUGAGACUAAAACAUGUCCAGGAGAUCACAGUGUGUUCUGGUUCAGAGUCGGAUCAGAUAAAUCUCAUCCGAACAUCCUCUACACUGAUGGAAACAGACGUGAUGAAUGUGAAGACAGAUCUGACAGUCAGAAAAGCUGCGUUCAUCACUUCUCUAAGAAGGUCAGCUCCUCUGAUGCUGGAACUUACUACUGUGCUGUGGCCACAUGUGGAGAGAUUCUGUUUGGAAAUGGAGCCAAAGUGGAAACCGAGCGAAGAAUGAGUCCUGAGUUAAUUGCUCUGGUGAUGGCAAUAAUCUGCUUGGUCAUUUCUCUGAUUGGAAAUAUUGUUUUCAUCUGUCGCCGAACUUCAAGAUCAAUAUGUGAGCAAUGUAAAGGAAUAGAAGGCAUACCUUCACAAGCAAGAAAUGACAACUCGAGCCAACCAGUAUGUGAUGUUAUGGAAGGUGGAGAUGAUCUGAACUAUGCUGCGUUGCCUUUAACCGGGCGGAAAGCUACAAGUGGACGUAAGAAGAAAGAGCCGAAGACUGAAGAAAGUGUGUAUUCUCAACUAAGAUGCUGAAUGUAUGUGAUAACCUGUGAGUUGGUUCACAGUACUGUCCUGAAUAACAGUGUAAAAUAAUGUUGCUUCCCCACAGACUUUAAUGAAAAUGAGCCGUUUAUACUGAUGACACUGAUUGUUGUAUUAUACAGUGUGUUUGGAUAUUUUUUCUCUAGCUGAUCUAAUAAAACACAGAAUACUUUAAUAUAGGUACUUAAGUCUAUAACUUUAUUAUAUAUUUCACAGCAAUUAUGUUUCAGAUUUUAAUUACAUAACUUUGAAAAAUAUAUUGACUGUAUGUGAAAUCUGAAGAUUAAAGGAUGAAAACAAAUGGAUCAAAUGCUUUGUCAAGUUUAAUUGUUCUUACCAUGGUCUUGUUGUCAAGUAAAUCCUGAUGUAUUGACACCA
This is a messenger RNA of Acanthopagrus latus (yellowfin seabream), 1893 nucleotides long. RefSeq lists its product as uncharacterized. NCBI's taxonomy places the organism in Eukaryota, Metazoa, Chordata, Actinopteri, Spariformes, Sparidae. The record is from RefSeq and is a predicted model, not a curated record. Gene Ontology annotation, biological process: response to bacterium. The transcript has 6 exons. The coding region runs from base 466 to 1506 and encodes 346 amino acids.